AGAGUCCGGACAAGCAACAACCAACAAAUUCCGCCCGCAGUCUUUCAGCAGAAGCUCCGCCUGGCCUCGCGACUUUCCACCGACUCCUCCGCGCCCGAGUCCACCGCAGCAACACAAUACACGCCUCCCCCCGCCCCUUUCUCUCCCUCUUUCUGUCUUUCUGGCAUUAUCCAGAAGCAACUACGUCUCUCUCUUUCUCUCUCUCCCCUCCCUCGAUUUCGCCGACAUGGCUUACCAGGCGAAGAAGCUCAUCAACGAUCCGAAUGACGUGGUGACUGAGUUCAUUGAAGGACUUGUGGAAACUUAUCCUGGAUUGCAGUAUUUGGAUGGAUUUCCAUCGGUCAAGGUUGUGUUACGUGCUGAUGUUGCCAAUACCGCAUAUGACAAAGUCGCGGUUAUAUCAGGUGGUGGAAGUGGUCAUGAGCCUGCUCAUGCUGGGUUUGUAGGGGAAGGGAUGCUGACUGCAGCUAUAUGUGGAGAUGUUUUUGCCUCUCCACCUGUUGAUUCAAUUCUAGCUGGUAUUCGAGCUGUAACUGGUCCCAUGGGAUGCCUUCUCAUUGUCAAGAAUUACACUGGUGAUCGGUUAAAUUUUGGUUUGGCUGCUGAGCAAGCAAAAUCUGAAGGUUACCAAGUAGAGAUGGUGAUUGUCAGUGAUGACUGUGCUUUACCACCACCUAGAGGCAUUGCUGGACGAAGAGGUUUGGCUGGGACUAUUCUUGUUCAUAAGGUUGCUGGAGCUGCUGCUGCCUCUGGUCUCUCCCUUGCUGAAGUUGCUGCUGAAGCAAAACGGGCAUCUGAAAUGGUUGGAACUAUGGGUGUUGCACUGUCUGUUUGCACAUUGCCUGGUCAUGUUUGCCCAGAUCGUUUAGGCCCAGGAAAGAUGGAGCUUGGUCUUGGAAUUCAUGGGGAACCAGGGGCUGCUGUGGCUGACAUUCAGCCUGUGGAUAAUGUGGUUUCUCACGUUCUUAGCCAAAUACUGUCAUCGGAAAAUAACUAUGUUCCAAUCAAACGUGGGAGUAGAGUUGUGCUCAUGAUUAAUGGAUUAGGUGCAACCCCUGUAAUGGAACUGAUGAUUGCUGCUGGAAAAGCAGUUCCGCAGUUGCAGCUGGAACAUGGAAUUGCUGUUGAUAGAGUGUAUACAGGGACAUUUAUGACUUCCCUUGAUAUGGCAGGUUUUUCAAUAUCUAUCAUGAAGGCAGAUAAACGAAUUUUGCAUCAUUUGGAUGCAGCAACUAAGGCUCCAUACUGGCCUAUUGGUGUUGAUGGUGAUCACCCUCCUGCCAAGAUUCCUGUUCCAAUUCUAUCUUCCCGUUCAACAAAGAAUGAAGAGGCAUUGAGUCGACCAGAACAACUAAACCAACAUGGUCGUGUUCUUGAGGUGGCCAUUGAAGCAGCAGCAAAUGCAAUCAUCAAGCUGAAGGACAGUUUGAAUGAAUGGGAUGGCAAAGUAGGGGAUGGUGACUGCGGGUCAACUAUGUUUAGAGGGGCAACAGCUAUUCUCCAUGACAUGAAGAAGCAUUAUCCCCUGAAUGAUGCUGCAGAAACAGUGAACGAGAUUGGAACUUCUAUUAGAAGAGUCAUGGGGGGAACAAGUGGAAUCAUACAUGAUAUAUUGUGUAAGGCUGCAUAUGGUUACUUGAAGGAAAAUAGCAGCUCAGUUGUUACACCAGUACAAUGGGCUGGUGCCCUUGAAGCUGGGAUUGGUGCUGUCAGUAAAUAUGGAGGUGCUAGGGCUGGUUAUCGCACAUUGUUAGAUGCCCUCAUUCCAGCAUCAUCAGUUCUUAAAGAGAAGUUACAUGCUGGGUACGAUCCUGUGGAUGCUUUUGUUGUCUCAUCUGAAGCUGCAUAUGAAGGAGCUCAGUCAACAAAAAAGAUGCAGGCUCAAGCUGGGCGUUCUACAUAUGUAACUGCGAGUGUUCUUGCAUCAGUUCCAGACCCAGGCGCAAUGGCUGCAGCUUCAUGGUACAGAGCAGCUGCCUUAGCUGUGAAGGAUAAGUACCAUAAGCAAUUGGGGAUUAUCUAGCCAAAUAUGUGUUAGCAACUUACUCUUUUUUGAGGAAGAUGUAAGCAAGUGAUUUUGUUUAUAACAUUUCGGCCUACCAGUUUAGAGCUUCCCGAGUA
Molecule: messenger RNA, 2121 nt
Organism: Diospyros lotus (date-plum)
Lineage: Eukaryota; Viridiplantae; Streptophyta; Magnoliopsida; Ericales; Ebenaceae
Product: putative 3,4-dihydroxy-2-butanone kinase
Exons: 20
Coding region: 227-2023 (598 amino acids)
Biological process (GO): glycerol catabolic process
Cellular component (GO): cytosol
Molecular function (GO): ATP binding; glycerone kinase activity
Source: RefSeq, a predicted model, not a curated record